AUGACCGAACCAACUCCAACUCACACAACAUACGGCUUCAUCGGCCUCGGCCAGAUGGGCCACGGGAUGGCCAAGAACCUGCGCGCGAAGAUCCCCAACUCCGACACGCUGUACAUCUACGACGUCAACAGUGAGGGUGGCUCCAUGGGCUCUGAAAAAGGCACCCUCUCCUUCAUGGUAGGCUGUCGAACCUCCCUUUACGCACGAACCCUCUCAAUCCUACGCAACAUGGGCAAAGAAUCCUCAAUCUUCCACUCCGGCGCAGCCGGAACGGGCCUCAAAACCAAACUCCUCAACAACUACCUCUCCAGCAUAACAACCAUCGCCACCGCCGAAACUAUCAACAUGGGCAUCCGCGCCGGACUCGACCCGUACAAAUUCAACGAAGUCCUAAACGCGAGUUCGGAUGAGCUUCAACACGAAAGUCAAUAA
Messenger RNA from Aspergillus calidoustus, 432 nucleotides. The record is from the annotation of a GenBank genome assembly. NCBI's taxonomy places the organism in Eukaryota, Fungi, Ascomycota, Eurotiomycetes, Eurotiales, Aspergillaceae.